Chaetomium strumarium is the source of this 2813-nucleotide messenger RNA. Its product is annotated as glycosyl transferase family group 2-domain-containing protein. The record is from RefSeq and is a predicted model, not a curated record. The transcript has 2 exons. Bases 91 to 2640 code for a protein of 849 amino acids. NCBI's taxonomy places the organism in Eukaryota, Fungi, Ascomycota, Sordariomycetes, Sordariales, Chaetomiaceae.
CAGCUCGAGUAGGGAGCCAGCUCUGACCCGCGAAGGGAGUUUAGGCCGCCCCGGGAAACGAAGCCCAUCUAUAAGGGGUCCGCCGUAGCCAUGGGGAUUGGAAGUUACUUCAAGGCUGAGAAGCGUCAGCCCAAGCCCGAGACUGCGCCAGCAGGGAACAACAAUGCGCUGCAUCAGAAAACGCCAUCCCGGCCGGAGAACCGCACAGCGGUACCGGCGCCGGAACCGUCACUAGUACAAGGCGCUGAGUCGGAGCUGCACCCGCCAACGCCGCGCUUCAGCUCGCGGCCGCAGUCCAUCUCCGGGCGCUCGGCGAGGUCCACCGGCAGCUCGUUGUUCCUCGACGACAUCAAGCAUGAGGUCAUGGUCAACUACCUCUACCAGCAGCAAUGUUCGCACCUGUGGGUAUCAGACGGGAGCGGCGAGAUCGAGGGCGUGCUGCUCCGGAAAUCGAGGGGCCAGUACAUGGCCUGCCCUCCGCAGCUGGGCAACUCGCCGUUCGCCGUGGCUUGCGCAGCGCUCAAUGUGCAGUGUGCCAUGACGGUCAACUCCAGAGUCAUCAAGACGUUCCUAGCGUGGUCACCGGAUGCUGUCGAUGUGCCGUUGAUGAACGGCCUGAGAGUGCAGAUUUUGCCGACGAUCGAUGAUCUCCCCCGCGCACGGAAGCACCAGUUCGCCGCUUUUGUUGCCUCGGAGGGCCUGCUGGUCGUCUGGGACGACGAUGCGCUGCACUUGGUUGCACGGGCUAAGGCGAUCGAGUCGGAGCUGAUGGAGCUGGUCUGGAAGGCGGGCGGCGACGACGACGGCGAUGAGAAGGGCGGUGUCAUCGUGGAGGAGCCCGAGGUCGACGAGGAGAGCGGCGAGCUGAAGCCGGAGAAGCGGCCGGUGCAUCUGCAGAACACGUACCUGGUCACGCUGACGCUCGUGCUGGUGACGGUCUCCCUCGGCGCAGCCUGGCGCCAGCUGGCCAUCGAGGUGUCGGUCGACGGCAACUUCGUCCGGCUCGCGCUGGUGGCGCUGUUCCCCAUCCAGAUCUUCUUCACGCUCUUCUUCGCCCAGGUCAUCGUCGGCUGCUUGGCCCAGAUCUUCGGCCCCAUCCGGCAGCUCACCAUCAACUCCAAGUUCUACUCGGCCCGGCCGCCGCCGCGACUGCGCUCCGCGGUGCUCCCGCACGUCACCAUCCAGUGCCCCGUCUACAAGGAGGGUCUGCAGGCCGUCAUCGCGCCGACGGUCAAGUCGAUCAAGCAGGCCAUGUCCACGUACGAACUGCAGGGCGGGUCGGCCAACAUGUUCAUCAACGACGACGGGCUGCAGCUCAUCUCCGAGGAGGACCGGCGGGCGCGCAUCGAGUUCUACGCCGACCACAGCAUCGGCUGGGUGGCGCGCCCGAAGCACGGCGAGAACGGGUUCCUGCGGCGCGGCAAGUUCAAGAAGGCGUCCAACAUGAACUUCGCCCUGAUGAUCUCGUGCAAGGUCGAGGACAAGCUGGCGGCCAUCCAGCGCACGCCCGACUGGUCGCAGCACGACGAGGCGACGGCCUACGAGCGCGCGCUAAAGGAGGUGCUGGAGGAGGACGGCCGCGCGUGGGCCGACGGUAACAUCCGCAUCGGCGACUACAUCCUGUUGAUCGACUCGGACACGCGCGUGCCGGCCGACUGCCUGCUGGACGCCGUGUCCGAGAUGGAGCUGUCGCCGGACGUCGGCAUCAUGCAGUUCUCGUCGGGCGUGAUGCAGGUGGUGCACACGUACUUCGAGAACGGCAUCACCUUCUUCACCAACCUCAUCUACAGCGCCAUCCGCUACACCGUGUCCAACGGCGACGUGGCGCCCUUCGUCGGGCACAACGCCAUCCUGCGCUGGUCGGCCAUCCAGCAGGUCUCGUACGAGGACGAGGACGGGUACGAGAAGUUCUGGUCCGAGAGCCACGUGUCGGAGGACUUCGACAUGUCGCUGCGGCUGCAGUGCGCCGGCUACAUCAUCCGCCUGGCCGCCUGGGCCGGCGACGGCUUUAAGGAGGGCGUGUCGCUGACCGUGUACGACGAGCUGGCCCGCUGGGAGAAGUACGCCUACGGCUGCAACGAGCUGCUGUUCCACCCGAUCCGCCAGUGGCUGUGGAAGGGCCCCUUCACCCCGCUGUUCCGCCGCUUCCUCUUCUCCAACAUCCGCUUCACCUCUAAGAUCACCGUCAUCUCCUACAUCGGCACCUACUACGCCAUCGGCGCCGCCUGGAUCAUGACCAGCGUCAACUACUUCCUGAUGGGCUGGUUCAACGGCUACCUCGACAAGUACUACGUCGACUCGUGGCAGGUCUGGUUCUCGAUUAUCCUGGUGUUCAACGGCCUCGGCAACAUAGCGCUCGCCGUCAUGCGCUACCGCGUUGGCGAGCGGAACAUCCUGUACGCGCUCUUCGAGAACUUCAAGUGGACCUUCCUGCUGGCCAUCUUCCUGGGCGGCCUGUCGCUGCACGUCUCGCAGGCCCUGCUGGCCCACAUGUUUGAGAUCGACAUGACCUGGGGCGCCACCUCCAAGGAGGCCGAGUUCUCCAAUUUCUUCAUUGAGGUGCCCAAGGUGCUGAAGAAGGUAUGGAUGCACACUGAGAUUUCUCCCCUUCCCCUGUCCCACUGUCAAUGUGAAAGCUAAUGUUACUCGCUCCGUACUAGUUCAAAUUCUCCAUGAUCUUCGCCACCCUCUUCAUCGUCGGCAUGAUCAUCCUCGCCGUCGCCCCCUUCAUCCCCUACAGCUGGCACAUCACCGACUUUGUUGCCAUCCUGCCCAUGGCCACCGUCGCAGGCUCGCACUUGUUGCUCCCGCUG